AGGUAAGCAGGUACCAAGGCAGAGUUGGACAAUAACUGAACUCUAACCUCUCAUUCAGGAGCAAAAGUCUUCAGAAUGCUUUACACUGAGUUAUUACAAUUGUGGAAUGAGUCCGUGCAGGCUGUUGAUGCCAAGGACUGGCAAGGAGCUCUGAACAAACUUGAGCGGAUUAGUGAGCCCACGUCUCGCACUCUGUUCAAUGCUGCCUCAGCUCACAUGGCUCUGGAACAGCUGGACCUGGCCCAGAAGGCUUUAGACCUCACCAUUGCCAAGGAUGAACGUCUUGCUGUUGGCUUCUUUCAGAGAGCAGCAGUAAGGAUGCAGAUUGAAAGAUUGGAGGAGGCUCUGUCAGACUGUAUCUGGGCACAAAAGCAUAUGAGAGGAAACAUGGUUAUUGACUACAGACAGCUGGGACUGCGAUUCAAACUCUACAGCUGGCAGGUUUUAUAUAAUGCAGCAGCUGUAUACUGUCGGAUGGGCCAGUGGGAGCAGGCCAGGGAGGUCCUGCUGUCAGCCUCUCAGGAGAGAGGAGGAAGUCGAGGUGGAAACAUAGAGGUGGCUUUGGAAAGUGUCCUGAGGAAGGAAGUCCUGGCUCCUCUCCUGGUGUCUGAGGAUUUGGUGUUUCGUCCCAGGAAACGGGAUGUGGAGCAGCUGCAGCAAAGAGACUUCUUGGGCAAAGCAAAGGUGAUUUCCUCCAUGAUUCCCAAUGAUGAUUUUGGAGGCUUUGAACCUCUGAGGCUGCAGAAACCUGGUUUCUACGAGCCCAAGGUGGAUGGAUCUCAGGAUUCUCGGUACAUGCGCAUACGCAUCCCUUAUAUGGCACGGGGCCCAGGACAGCUGACUGUGCCGGGAGGGGCCAUGGUGUUUUUAUUCGGCGAGGAGGACAGGGAUGGGAUGGCAACUGUUAUAUAUGAUGGACAGAGAGGACAUCUGCCAAUUUCCCUACUUGAACCGACAGAUAUCAGGACGUCCAAAGGCAAAAAGGAGAAUAGAUUUCCCAGUGGGAUCCCCUUCCCACCAGGACUCAAGCCUCCCACCCGUCCACAGUCCCGGCCCAGUCCUGCAGCUCCUCCUCGGGUACCCUUUGCCUCCGACACUCCACCUCCAUCCUACACUACUGUCACCCACGCACCAUUGCCAGCCUCAGAGCCUCCCAAAUACACCGCCAGCGCAGCCAGCGACAAGCGUGCCAGCUCAGCUCAGGUAGAAGAGGUGGGCUAUGUGGUGGUGAAGGUCCACUACAUGUACACUGUGGCUCUGUCGGUCCCUCUGGACACACCGUACCAUGAAGUGAAGGAACAAAUCGCACAGAAAUUGGGCCAGCCUGCGUCUCAGCUGCGCCUCAGACAUAAGCAGCAUGGCUCCCAGGCGCUGAUACCACUGGGUGGAGAGGUUGAGCCAGGCCGCACCAUACAAGAGGUGGCUGAGGCCGGCAGAGCCACCCUGUGGUGCCAGAGAGAAGAUCCCCUGGCCAACCGUACCAUCCUCUACCAGAUGGUGGCGCUCUAUGACUAUGCUGCACAGGGCCCUGAGGACUUGGAGUUCAGCGAAGGAGAUACCAUUGACAUCCUGGGUCAAGUUAAUGAGGAAUGGCUGGAGGGACACUGUGCAGGAAAUAUCGGCAUAUUCCCCAGCUGCUUUGCCUACAGAGAGAACACCCAGAGCUCGGAGUUAUAAAAGCGAACGAAUUACUAUGCAGUCAUCUCUAAUAAACCUGUUAAUGGUGGCUGUUUAUAGCCUCAGAUAAACCAAACCAUACCAUUAUAGAAGUAUACAGUCCACUCAGAAUUGACCUACUUAUGGUUUAAAAAUAUUUCGGUCCCAUAUGAUAUCACUGUAAUGUUGCUAUAGUGUCUCAGAGAAUGUUUAUUGUGCUGAAGAAUGUGUUUACAUUCUAUGUCCUAAGGUAUCCCUAUAAUAUUCCGAUGGUAUUCUAUAAUAAUAAUAAUUAUUGUUAUUAUUAUUAUUAUUUUCUAUUUAUAUGCUUCCUUUUGGGUCAGAUAAUCCGUAGGUACGAUAUUAACUCCACUGUUAUGCAGACGACACAGAACGUUAUGUUCCACUGACUGGAAGUGACAUAGACAAAAUUUCUCAUAUUAUGGCUUGUUGCUCUGAUAUCAAAUGGAUGCCACAAAAUUUCCUCCAGCUCAAUGAGUCCAAAUCUGAAAUUCUUUUAUUCUGCCCCCCUAACCUAACCUUUGAUUAGAAAAAUAAUCUUGGGAACCUGUCUUCCAAUGUCAAGCAAUUCCACCUGCAAUUUGGGUGGGAUCUUUGGUUGUGAGCUUUGUUUUGACAUACAAGUCACUAAGGGAGUACAAUCAUGCUUUUUUACAACUAAGGAACAUUGCAAAAGUAAUUUUUUUAUGCCAAGCAGACCUUGAAAAAGUCAUCCGUGCUGUCAUCUCUUCACAUCUGGAUUAUUGUCAUUCCCUGUAAUGCCAAAAGGAAAUCUCCCAUCUUCAGCUUGUUCAAAACACUGCUGCCAGACAUUUAACAUAUUCUAAGAGACAAGAACAUAUCAAUCCCAUGCCUGCUACACUACACCGGCUACCUUAGGUACAGAAUUGAUUUUAAACUAUUACUAAUUAUUUUAAAGCUCUACAUGGCCUGGCUCCCACCCACAUCAUAGAUUUACUCAUGCCUUAUGAGCCUAGCUGUUGCCUGUUCUCCUCAGGUAGAACCCUCCUAACUGUUCCCAGAGCCCGCCUUGUUACUGAAGGAAACCAGUGUUUUCUGUUAAAUCCCUGCAGCUGUGGAACUCUUUGCAUUGGCAGGUUAGCAAACUCAGUUAAUUCUUUUAAAUCAAUCCCCAAAGCUUACUUUAAAGUGAAGGCUUUUUAAAAUAGCAAAUCUGUUGUCUAUGUAGUUUCUAUCCCUCUUUUAUCACUUUGAUUUUAUGAUUCUAUUACUCACUCUGUUUUAUCAGGU
Molecule: messenger RNA, 2928 nt
Organism: Xiphias gladius (swordfish)
Lineage: Eukaryota; Metazoa; Chordata; Actinopteri; Istiophoriformes; Xiphiidae
Gene: noxa1
Product: NADPH oxidase activator 1
Exons: 16
Coding region: 76-1677 (533 amino acids)
Biological process (GO): superoxide anion generation
Molecular function (GO): protein binding; superoxide-generating NADPH oxidase activator activity
Source: RefSeq, a predicted model, not a curated record